Linum trigynum is the source of this 3205-nucleotide messenger RNA. Lineage: Eukaryota; Viridiplantae; Streptophyta; Magnoliopsida; Malpighiales; Linaceae. The record is from the annotation of a GenBank genome assembly.
ACCCAAAAGUCACAUUUGGAUUUUAGGGUUCGGAUUAUAUCAUCAAGUGGAUAUGAUUUUUAAACACUCCAUUCCUUGUCUGCUUCUGAGAGGUCCCUAUGCAUUCAGGAGUCUUAUCAGUAAUCACCAAAUAAACAAUCAUGCCAUCAAGUGGAUGUGAUUUUAAUUUUUAAACACACCAUUCCCUUUUGUAGUUUUCUUAUGGUGGUGAAAAACAGGUUGGGAAGUUGACACAAACUAAAUCACUCUGUAUCUGCCUCUUAUUCCACAGUAGUUAGCUCAGACCAAAUCCUAUGCCAUUAUAAGAGCACUCUAUCUUUUCCUCUGCUCCAAACCAUAUAUCUGCUUCUUGCUAGUAGAAAAUGGAGUAUGUUGGAAGAAUAGAGUUGGCUACCCCAAGGAUAUAUAACACAGACGAUCUUACCCCUCCCCAUCAAACUCUUGUAGAUUACUUGGAUCACAAGCCUUCUCUUGAGUUCAUGAACUUGAGAACUGACCUUAAGAUCAAAACCAGGAGAAAAGCAGCAGUCGUUUAUCACAUCGAACGUAACGGUCAUCCUGAGCAUCCUCAUUUCUUGGAGGUCCCCAUCUCUUCUAGUAAAGGGCUCUACCUCAAAGAUGUGAUCAAUGCUCUUAACUCGAUCAGAGGUCCAGGCAUGGCUAACAUGUACUCAUGGUCAUCAAAGAGGAGGCAUGGGAAAGGAUUCGUGUGGAAAGACUUGACAGAGAACGACUUGAUACAACCAUGCAAUAAUGAUGAUGGUGGCAAUGACAAUUACAUUCUGAAAGGGUCACCAGUCCCUGAGCUCUUCUCCACAUGGAACUUGAGAUCCCCUGCUGCUGACACUCUAACAUCUUCAGCCACAUCCAAAGGAUCCUCCGACGACAUCGACGCCUCUAGCAUGAGCGAUGACGACGACGACUUCGAUUCACCAGUCAUCAGAGGGAAGAGCUUUGGCCGUGGCACCACGUUUGUCGAUGCUGAUGUUGAUGAUGAUCAACGUCGACGGGAUAAUAAGCUGCCACCACCACGCACGAUGACCAUCUUGACCAAUGAGAUUGAUGAACUGUACUCUGAAUUUCCAUCACCAAUGGAUGCAAAAGAUGUUGAUGCAAAAGAAGCUUGCCAGCAGCGCCAUGAAACUCUCCGAUCUGCUAUGAUGAGAACUACUACUGACAGGGUUUCUCCUUCUACACCUGCUGAAUCAAUAGCCAGAAAGCCUGCUGCGGGGAGAGUUGGGAGGCCGAGGACAACUGAGCUUCUGUGGACUCUGGUGAGGUGUGGUCGUGUGGAUCACGUUCGAUGAGGUGAAAAGAGAUGGACAAAUGAAGAUGGUGAUGAAGAAGUGGAAGAAAUGAAACUAAGUGAUGUGAUGUGUACUUUGAUGAUCAGGAAUUCACAAUGACUAUUGAGGUUGUUUUUUUUUAAAUAAGAGAUAUAUGAUGUUGCAAGACAUGUAAGGAGGGUGGGCAUCGGUAUGAAAUCAUAUCAAAUCGAGAUAAAACCGAAUCAAAAUUAAAGAAAAAUUGAGGACCAUAACAAAAUAAUUUUUUUUUUGGUUUUUUGGCUCUGACUUAUUUCGGUUCAAUUUUCAUUUUAGUUCGUUUUUAUCGUACUUGAAGAUCAUUUGAAGGAUAAAAAUAUUUCGAUUAGAUCUUAUCCAAAUAUUUAUUUGAUAUAAUUUGUCUUAUGUAGACUGGAUUGUUGUCCACCCCUAAAUACAUGAAUCAUCUAUGUAAAAAAAUAUUUAUUAUUACCCGAAUCAUCGCAUGUCAUUAUAUAUGAAGACUUGUGAGAAAAAAGUUUAAUGGUGAGUAGAAUAUUAUCUUUAAACUUUGUAUGUGAAAUAAUGGAUAUUUAUAUACUAUAUUGACCAAUAUAAAUUUGAUAUACUUUGAUUUAUGUGAAUUGACUAAAAUGGUAUGUACAAGCUUGAAUAAGAGGUUUUAUAGAAGAGAAAGUACGUUGAAUUGGAAAGGUCAAAGAAUCUAAAGUCAAAUGGUCAACCCCAAUUCAUAACAUUAUAAUUUUAAAGGUAAAGAGUACUUUUAGUCCCCAUAUCUAUAGUUUUAACAAACACAUCCAUAUAAUAUGGAAUUUGUCAAAAAGGUUCUUCUAAUAUGUUGUUUUUAUCUGUAUAUCAAAAUUUGUUAAGGAUAUAGUCGACUCAUGCUCGGUAAUCACUUGUUUAAAAACUUUGCAUCUCAAUUAUGUUCUACUGGAUUAAUCAUACUACAUUCCUAAUCCUUAUUAGGCUAGAAUGUUAUAACGCACUAAUAGUUAUUGAAUAGCAUUUUUUGGAAUUCAACCACCGCGGAUCAAACUACAAUAUUAUAACCUUGUCAUUAACUAUUUGGUCGCAAUAACUGAGGUUCAUGCAUAAAUCUUAAUCACUUUUUUAUACGCCCUUUCAAACGAAAGACAACUAAUGGCCUUGAAAUUAAUUUGCACAGGUUUGUUAUACAUGAAUUUCUCCCAACAACUCGAGUUAUUAUGAACAUUUAUAAGACAAACCACAAUACAUAUUUCUACGAUGGAACUGUGGUUGAAUUCACAUUUUUUUUUUUUACAAAAGGUAAUCAUAUUUUGAUUAAAGUAGAGAUAAAACACAUUACACCCUGAUAUGGAUCCGUGACAAAAAAUCAAAGGAACGACGAUCGAGUACAAAGAAAGAACCUUUUUAGUUUUUAGCCACCAAAUAUGCUAUCCUAUUGCUAAUCCGAUCUACAAAUCGUACAACAAAACCAUUACGAAGCGCCAAUAGACAUAAGACUUCUUCAAGAAUGGCCCCAGAAUAACUAUAUCGCGUAUUUGCAAGGAUUAUCUUAUCAAUGACCACCUUCGCAUCCCUUUCAAAACGAACCUAUAAGAUACCGAAGUCCAAACACCACUGCAUAACCUCCCGAAGGACCAAAAGUUGUAUCAAGGAUGAAUCAUCAUUAUCCUCAAAGUUAGGGGUGUUCAAAUGGUUACCAUGGUUAUAACCAAAUCAAAUAAGGCUAAAUUCCAUUAACCAUGGAAUACAAUAUCAUAACCAAACCGUCCAAACUAGUACAACAACCAAAUUAACCAAACUAAAAUUUAAUCGGUUUGGUUAAUUGGUUAACCAGAUUAACCAAUAUAAAAUCACAUUAUCAUUGACGAUGAAAAUUUUUCGGUUAAUGCAUCAAUUCGCAAUUCAUAUAAUGAAUAAAACAUAACAAU